Lasiosphaeria miniovina is the source of this 791-nucleotide messenger RNA. RefSeq lists its product as uncharacterized. Gene Ontology annotation, cellular component: RNA polymerase I complex. Lineage: Eukaryota; Fungi; Ascomycota; Sordariomycetes; Sordariales; Lasiosphaeriaceae. Gene Ontology annotation, biological process: DNA-templated transcription; termination of RNA polymerase I transcription. The coding region runs from base 124 to 492 and encodes 122 amino acids. The record is from RefSeq and is a predicted model, not a curated record. The transcript is spliced from 3 exons. Gene Ontology annotation, molecular function: zinc ion binding; nucleic acid binding.
CUCCAAUGUCAAGGUCGACGCUAAAACUUUUGUCUUAAAAAGUUGCAAAACCGCCUCUUGAAAUCCUUGAAAGAAGUUCCCCAACGCCUUUUCAAGAAUUGAAGACCAUCAUUGAUCGAGAUAAUGGCGGCCAUUGGCUCUCUAAUCUUUUGCACAGACUGCGGCGAUCUUUUGCCCGUGUCAAAGGGCUCUGAGAAGAACAUUCUUACUUGCGACUGCUGCGGCGCAGAAAACAAAGACCAUACCUGGAAGACGGUUACCACGAGAACAAAACCAGCCGACUUUCCCUCUCUCCUGCGGCAAAAGCUGUCAACCGUCCAGACGGUGGAGAGGCAUAACAUCCAGACGGAGAGGAUCGACCCCAACACAGACUGCGCAAAAUGUAAACGGCGCGGCAUACGCUAUUCCGAGGUCCAGCAGCGUGGUGCAGAUGAAGGCUCAACCAUUGUGUACAAUUGCGAUUGCGGUGAAAGGUGGUCGAUCAACAACUAGGCUUUAUCGCUUAAUAAAGUCGACCUUUCAGCCAUAUAUUUAUUUAUAUGCAUUUCAGCACAUUGCUAUAAUUUGGGAGCAUAUCAUAUUAAAAGCGACAUCGUGCCAAGUUGACUUCAUAAAACCCUUUUCACAAACAAAACGCCCCGCCUCCCAAGACGCGCCAAAAGACACUACGCAGUAACCUUUGGGAUCAAGGCGUAUUCAGCCUCGUUGCUCCUCUCAUACUCUGCCAUAUCCAAAGCUACAAUCACGCUCUCCCGUACAACGGCUUCCUUGUCGUCCAGGAAUCGUUUCAG